This is a messenger RNA of Calliphora vicina (urban bluebottle blowfly), 1195 nucleotides long. RefSeq names its product Glutathione S transferase S1 (gene GstS1). NCBI's taxonomy places the organism in Eukaryota, Metazoa, Arthropoda, Insecta, Diptera, Calliphoridae. The record is from RefSeq and is a predicted model, not a curated record. The transcript is spliced from 5 exons. The coding region runs from base 160 to 879 and encodes 239 amino acids. Gene Ontology annotation, biological process: glutathione metabolic process. Gene Ontology annotation, molecular function: glutathione transferase activity.
UUCAGUUACACUCGAAGGUUCAGCUGUGUAACAAGCUUCUAGGCAUUAAGAAAAAAAAUCGGUGAAAAUAAAACAGAAAAAACGGUUUAAAUCAAACAAAAUUCAAAUUUUAUAUAAAAUUUUUUUAUAAUUUUUUUUUUAAUUUAAAAGCUUUAAAUAAUGGCCGACGAAGCACAAGCACCACCCGCUGAAGCUGCACCAGCACCAGCUGAGGGUGAGGCAGCUGCCGCAGCUGAUGCUCCACCAGCUGAACCCACUGAGCCCAUUAAGCACACCUAUACCCUAUUCUAUUUCAAUGUUAAGGCAUUGGCUGAGCCGUUACGUUAUCUUUUUGCAUAUGGCGGCAUUGAGUAUGAGGAUGUGCGCGUAACCCGUGACGAAUGGCCAGCAUUGAAGCCGACUAUGCCUAUGGGUCAAAUGCCUGUUUUGGAAGUCGAUGGCAAACGUGUCCACCAGAGCAUAUCUAUGGCACGUUUCCUAGCUAAAACUGUUGGUUUGUGCGGUGCCACACCCUGGGAAGAUCUACAAGUUGAUAUUGUUGUUGAUACCAUCAACGAUUUUCGUCUAAAAAUUGCAGUCGUCUCCUACGAACCUGAGGAUGAAAUCAAGGAAAAGAAACUGGUCACACUGAACAAUGAAGUCAUUCCAUUCUAUUUGGAGAAGUUGGAACAAACCGUUAAAGAUAACGACGGUCAUUUGGCAUUGAACAAGCUUACCUGGGCUGAUAUUUACUUCGCAGGUAUUUUGGAUUACAUGAACUACAUGGUUAAGCGCGACAUUUUGGAACAAUACCCAGCAUUGCGCGGUGUUGUCGAUACCGUUAACGCCAUGGAACCCAUCAAGGCAUGGAUCGAAAAGAGACCACAAACUGAAGUUUAACUUUAAAUUACUAGCAAAAAAUCCAUUUGAAGAAAUGAAAACUCCUACAAAAGAAAAAAAAACAAUAUGAUGAAAAAAGUAGAAAAAAAAUAACGAGAAUAAAAAACAUUUAACAUUUUUUUCAUACAUUAUACAAAAAACACCACAACAACAACAACAAUAUUAUAAUAACAACUAAAAAUAUACUAUAUAUUGAUUUAAACAUCACAUUUUGUUCCUUUUUUUAAUUGUUUAUGUAAUAAUUACUAUAAUAUACAUAAUACUUAUUAAUAAUAUUAAUACAUAAUUAAUAAAAACAAUUAACAAUCAUUUAUAA